Molecule: messenger RNA, 888 nt
Organism: Trichosporon asahii var. asahii CBS 2479
Lineage: Eukaryota; Fungi; Basidiomycota; Tremellomycetes; Trichosporonales; Trichosporonaceae
Exons: 1
Coding region: 1-888 (295 amino acids)
Source: RefSeq, a predicted model, not a curated record
AUGACGUUCCCGUUCGUGUACGAUCCCCUCGACGAAAAGUGGAAGCACCCCGCCCCGUACGCCAGCUGCUUCUUCCUCGAGAAGGCGUACAUCGACUUGAGGUGCCGGACCCUCGUCAUCCGCAGUCUCCCCUUCCUUGCUCGCUCAACGGUGCACCUUCCCGACUCAAUCAGCAAGCAGGAAGACCACCCGAAGAAGAUCAUCGGCAUUGUUCCACCUGACUGCAUUGUGAUGUCCGAAAACGACGAGUACUACGCUGGCAUUGACGAGCGGCGCUGCAACAGUGGCAUUUGCAAUCAUAGCAUCUCCAGCGAGGCGUCAAGCUCGGCGCCGAACGCGAUGAUGUGGGGAGGUGCGCCCUUCCAUGCCGCCCGCUUCAUCACGCUUGUAUUCUGGACCAAGUCGCCCGAGAAGGAGUGGAAGCCUCCCCGCAAGCACUUCCACCCCCUUUCCGACUCUGAGACCACGGAAGACUCCGACAACUCGGUCUGGGAGUCGUACAAGAAGCUCGACGAUUCGGCCGGCAACGUGUACGGCUGUCGCUUCUCGGACUGGAUGAUGCGCGAUCUCGCCCUGGGGCUGAGUCGGCACGUCACCGAAGGCGACGAGCCCAUGGGCAUCACGAUCGUCAACGCUGUCGCCUUCAUGCCGCCGCACUACUUGCGCAGCCAGAAGUAUGCCGAGCGCCUCCGAUCUGGCGAGGCAACGCACGCAACUGCCGAAGAGCACUUCAUGCAAGCCGUCAAGUGGGAGCAGAUCCGCGAGAAGCGUCCUCUCGAGAUCAAGUUCCUCACGAUGCAGGAGUGGAUCAAGACUGGCGAAUGGGAGGAUGCACUCAGCGAGAGGGAGAUGCGUCCUUGGCUCGACUCGAUGGCGAACGAAGCGUGA